Messenger RNA from Adineta steineri, 1365 nucleotides. NCBI's taxonomy places the organism in Eukaryota, Metazoa, Rotifera, Eurotatoria, Adinetida, Adinetidae. The record is from the annotation of a GenBank genome assembly.
AUGACCAAUAGUGAAAAACAAUCAGAUGAAAUUUUUGCAUUACAAUCAAUAUUUGAUAAAAAAUGUCAUCUUGUUAAUAAUGAUCAAUAUGAAAUAUCGAUUGAAUUUAAUCUCAAUACACCGAUUACCAUUCAAUUUAAUAAUCAAACAGCUAUUAUUCAAUAUUUACCACCAUUGACUCUUAUUAUUCAUUAUCAUGAUGAAUAUCCAAGUGAUUACCCACCAUCAUUUAUUCUUUCAUGUUUUUAUUUUUCUAAAAUUAAUCUACAAAAACUUUGUCAAAAACUUGAUAAUUAUCCAUUUCAUCAAGGCGAAGUAUGUGUUUAUGAUUGGAUUGAAUUAAUUAAACUUGAAAUAAAUAAUGACUUCAUAUUUCAUACGAAAUAUCAAGAGCAAGAAAAUGAUCCACGAGCAUUAAAUGGAUAUACAAAUGAAAAUGUAGAAAAAAUCUUUCAAUAUUUAAUUAAUUAUAAUCAUGAACGUGAAAAUGAACAAUUUCAAAAUCAACUUCAAACUUGUUUAAUUUGUACUGAUAUUAUUCGAGGUUUAGAUUGUAUUCGUCUUCAUCGUUGUAGACAUUUUUAUUGUCGUUCAUGUUUAAAUAAUUAUAUUCAAAUAAAUUUAAAUAAUGGACAAUUUGGAGAAAAAAUUCAUUGUCCACAAAAUGAAUGUAUGAAAUCAUUACUUCCAACAGAUAUUAAACAAAUUCUUGGAAAUAAUAAUGAUUUAUAUGAAAGAUAUGAACGAUUAACAUUACAGCAUAGUCUUGAAUUGAUGAACGAUAUUUUAUGGUGUCCAAGAUGUCAACAUCCUGUUCUUGUUAAUAAUGAUGCUGAUGAUAAUCUUGCAUCGUGUAAUCAAUGCUAUUAUACAUUUUGUAAAAAAUGUAAAGAAAUCUUUCAUUCUCAAACUUUAUGUCGACAAGAAUAUAUAAUUCAACAACUAAAACUACAAAAAGAAAAAGAAUAUCAGCGAAUUCAACGUGAAAAAGAAGAAGCUCUUGUAAAACUUGCUCAAAUUGAACGAGAGAAAAAAUCUGCAAUUGAACGAAAAACUGUUGCACAAAAAUAUCGUCAAAUUGUACUUAAAUUAUCAGAUGAACAAGUUCUAUUAGAAGAAGUAUUAAAUGCUGAACGAAUAGAAUCACUUAAUACUCAAUAUUGUCCAAAUUGUCGUGUACGCAUUGAAAAAAAUGGUGGUUGUUCUCAUAUGCAUUGUUCACGAUGUAAUCAUCAUUUUACCUGGGAAACAAUAACAAAAUCUGAAACUUCGAAUAAUACUACUUUGAUACAUAGUUUUAAUCAAAAUGGUGAACCAAUUGAAUCUGUCAAAGAAGAAUUGAAUAAAAUAGCAAAUAUAGGUUAG